Molecule: messenger RNA, 180 nt
Organism: Tricharina praecox
Lineage: Eukaryota; Fungi; Ascomycota; Pezizomycetes; Pezizales; Pyronemataceae
Exons: 2
Coding region: 1-180 (59 amino acids)
Source: RefSeq, a predicted model, not a curated record
AUGGGUAUUCCGUAUUACGUUGUCCCCACCAAUUCUCCCGUGCAGCAGCAGCAGGCCGCCGUUGAGCCCGAGCGCGUCAAGCCGCAGAACGAAAUCCCCGGCGACAUGAAGAUCGUCGAUAUCUUCGGAUUGAAACUGGGGAUACGAUACAAUAUGGCACAAUGUAACUACGCUGGGUAA